Molecule: messenger RNA, 7908 nt
Organism: Microplitis mediator
Lineage: Eukaryota; Metazoa; Arthropoda; Insecta; Hymenoptera; Braconidae
Product: zinc finger protein 2-like
Exons: 14
Coding region: 3503-4735 (410 amino acids)
Cellular component (GO): nucleus
Source: RefSeq, a predicted model, not a curated record
UAGAUGGAGCUACUUGGUCCUUGUUACGAAGCCGGUAAAGAACAUAAAUUCAGAAGUCUGUUCAGCCAAUUGGUGGUGAAACGUUCCUCAUCCUCUUUCUCACACUCAGAGAUAUAACGGAACUAUAUUUGUUGAUUUGUUGCAAUUUGCAAUCGUAGAGUAAAAGAGAAUUCAAAAACAAUUAUUCUUGGAGACCAAUUAAAAUUUUUAUGAUAUAAAAUUUUUAGCCUUCUGUUAAGGUUCUAGAAAACGUUAAAAACUAUCCACUUAGAAUUCAAAAUCUUUAUCGUCCAAUUGAGUUGAACCAAAAUCGUUUGCUGUUAAUCCUUAGCAGAAGAAAAUUGAAAAUUAUUUACACAAUUUCAAAAAAAAAAAAGAUCAGAUAGGUAGGCUAAAUCAUACUGUUUGUAUUAAAAAUAAAUGGAUGUCAACGCCUUGUAAAAGCAGUUAAUUAACAAAGUCGGUUUUGGUAACACGAUCGACAGCAGGCUAGUGAGCCUACUCUUAUGGAAUAUAUACUGUCGUAUGGCUUUUUCAGUGCAAUCGAAUAUUCUUACCUCUCCUCACGUAUCUGUACAUUUGGAGCACGCGUCUUCAACAGGAUCCUCUUUCAUCGGUAAUGGCUUUUUAACCGUAAUACGAUCAAUUAUCCAGCUUAAUACACUUCAACAUCAUUAACCAUAUGAUCUUAUGACAUAAAAUAAUUCCAAGACUUCGGUUCAAAAAUUUUUUGGAUUGAACUAACUUUUUCCUGCGAUGAUUUAUCAGCUCCAAUUUGUGGUUGAUUGUGGCCAGAAGGUAUCCAAUUAUUUCAAAGUCAUUUGUAUUAUUGUUGAGUAAAUAUCAUAUGAUUAAAUCACCACUAUAAUAUAUUGAGGAAACGAAAAAAUGAUCCAGCACUAAGUUAUGAUAGUCACCGCGAUCCUACUUUUUUCUGAGGCGCGUCCGAGUAAUUGCUGCCAUUGCCGUAUUUUUCAAUAUUUCUUCGUGAAAAGUUCACAAAAUAUUCUUCGGACACCAUACUUUAAUGUAUCAUUGGUUCGAAUAAAGCGAUUUUAACGGUGUCGUUACAAAAAAUUCUCAAAAAGAUGUCGUUUUUUGUACGAAUUAACGCUACACUCCCCUUAAGAAAUAAUAACUUGAAAUGCAAGUUUUAUGUUUGUCAAUGAAAAAUAUACAGUAAAAUUAAUCAAAAUUUGGAUCUAAAAAUAUACUAUAUGUGUUAAUUUUAGAUAUGCAUUGUUAUUAUUUUUUUCAGAGAGAGUCAAUAGAAAAAUUUUUUUUAUCAAAAUGUGCGUUUUCAAUCUCACAUUGUCGAUUUCAAUUUUUAGACAACGCUCAUCUCGUAUUUUUAUGAAGUUAUUAGGUUUAUAUUUUUUGCUACAAAAGAUCCGUUUCGACUAAAUGAAAUUGUGAUUUUCGGCUAUGGAAUUAUUAAAACCAAACUAUUUGGAUCUUGAAAUUGCCUUGCUAUCGAAAUCAUAAAUACAGUCACAUUCAUUCAAAAAGGAACACAAAUAAUCGUUUUAUUGUUCAUGAUGAAUUUCGUUUCUUAUAUCUACAUGUUAAACCAUGUGCUUAAUAAUUUUGAUAGAGAAAAAUGUUCUCUAUUAUCUAAUUACAUCGACGAAUUGUAUCCGGUAUUAUAAAACCACCUGUGAAAAAUAUGGGUGUAGCCGGUUACCGAGUUUGUUGUUAAACGUCCAGCAAAAGCGGAAGGAAGAAUACAGUAAAAGGAAUAAUAACAUGUAUUCAAUAGAGCGUGCGAACUAAUACUCCAACCAUUCUCCAUGGGACAUUUAUAAUUGAAAAUAAGAAAUCCCAAUGGCGGUUAUAUUCAUGCUAAGAACCCGCAUAUUAAGAAUUUUAAAAAAAUAAAAAAUACAUUCAAUGUCUUUUUUUAGAGUGUGGGAAAAAUUACUUAAUAUAAUAUGUUAUAAGAUUUAUUAUAUCGUUAUUAUUAUUGUUUCAGGUGUUUAAAUAAAUUAAAUCAAUAAAAAUCUAAUUUGAUUCAAAACCUUAUGUAUUUUCAAAAAAAGAAAAAAAAUAAAUAAAAGAAAAUAUGAAUCUAACAAUUAUGUUAAUAAGAGGACCAUCGAAAAGAAAACUAAUAUCUAUGGUUCAUGAAUAUCAAAUUUGACAAAAAUUCAUGUUUAUGAAUAUUGUGAAGAUUCUUGAAAACUGAAUAGAACGAAAAGGAAUGUGGUAUUGUAUUCUUCAGUUGAUGUUUCACACAAUAGAUUUUAUUUGUUCGUAGUUUCCAUAACACAGAUAAUGCCCAACAAUUAUAUUUCAAAUAAUUGAUUUGAUGUAGAGAGAAAAGGGACACAUUUAACCUAUGUAGUGAAGUGUGUAAAUAAACCCUGGAAACAAUCUAGAAACGUAAACCAAAGAUUGGAAUGACAAUGGAUAUUUGGUUAUAUGCAUUGACAAAUGGAAAUUUGAUACAUAUUUAUAGAUGACCACAUUUCAAUAACAUUUGUAGGAUUUGAGACUUAACGAUAUGGCGAUCAAUAAGUCAGUUGGAAACCACAAGCAUAUGACAGAUGCUUGAUGACUAUACAUGAUACAUUGUAUAACAAUGAUUGAACUUAUUAUUUUAUUACAAUCGUUUUCAUAGAAAGAAGAGAAACAAAACGUUAGUCCGCAGCACGAGUCAGUCAACCAGCCGUGUCCGAGAGGCUAGUAAGACGGCUGUGAAAUAAAGCAAUAUAACAUGGGUAGGAACACGAGCCACGCGCCCGGAGUCUCAAACAUCUGGUGCCACCAAGACGAUGUCUGCUGGCUCCAACGAGGACACCAUAUGUCAUCAUUAAAUUCUCUUAAAACCUCUUCAUGAUUCGGUAGAUUUCCCCUACUUAUAUGAUGCCUACUACUCACAUCGUUAUAAGAGGCGUGGUUAUAAAAUAACUGCGCACGCAUCCGCACCGGCACAGGUGAACUCUGAUGAGGGAUGAGAACCUCACCAGGUAAACCAGCCACGAGGGCUCUGAGGUACUAGGGUCAGUCAAGGUCUUGCUACACAUCGGGACACUCAUAUGUUUUUCCAUUCUUCGAUUCGAAUUGCGUGUUUUGGUAGAAAUAAAACUAUAAUUAAAAAAUUUAAGAAUUCAGUCAUGAUUUAUUAAUCAAAAUACUUUUAAUUUUUGAUUAAUGUAAAAAUCAUCAUUUUAAUUCUACAUCAGUUCUAAUUUAAGAGAACUGAGUAGAUAAAUUAAUUUUGACAAAUUUUAUAACAUGUUCGUGAGACUUUAAUUAUACUUGACACUAUAUUCGAUUCUCAAUUUUUAAUAAUACUUGAAUUAUUUUCAUUAUAAAAGUUGAUAUUUAUUAUUAAAUUGAGUCGAUAAUUGUUUAUAACUAGUUAGUUCAUUUUAUGAGUGAAGUGUUCGAAACAAAUUUGAAUUUUGAGUGCGUGAAUUUGGAAAUUACUUCAAAGAUUACUCGAUGAAGGAAGAAAAGGAUUAUUGAAUGUUCUCAAAUUUCAACGUACAUUAAUACAAUGUGUGAAACAGUACCGAGAACAUGGAUGAUGAAACCAGAGAUUCAUUGUGACAAUAUGAGAGUUCCUACUGGUUCCCUAUCACCUCCUGCUACCCUGUCUCCACCAGGCAGUCCAAAUGUCUUGUCAGCAUCGCCCUGGAGUCCAGGUGGUCUUACCAGUGGCAGCAACAGUUCCUGCAACGGCAUCUCUUAUCCAUCGGCGGUCAGUCAGCUUGCACCUGACCAGCGGCUUAGUGCCUUUACCCUUGCAUCCGGUUAUACUUCUGAUCCUAGGCUGCAAAAGUUAACACAUGUACCCGGAUUAACAUCCCGUGAUAUGCGUUGUGGUUUAAUGUAUGGUGGAUACAGUACAGCUUGGUGGACCCAUCAUGCGGUAGGCCUUCUGCUACCGCAUUCCCUUUUGCCGUCCGAAAUUCCGACACAACAGACAACACCUGUAACCGAACGCUCUUCAAUGCAGCAAGAACGAACUAGUCCUGACCGAGCGAGUCCACCUAAACAAUGUUUACCUGAAAAAGCACAUUUUAUUGCCGGAAGUAUGACACGUUUUAUUGGAGAAAAUGAAGAAGAAAACGAAGAAGAAGUGCCAUUAAAUCUCAGCACAAAACCGAGUGAUAUAUCAUCUGGUAUAAAUCGAAAGUGCGAGAUUUGGUCACCCGGAGCAGUUUGUGAACGUGAAGCAAAAGAAACUUCGACACAAAAUUCACCAUCAACCACGCCAUCAAUGAUAGUACGACCAAUUAAUCUCUCACCUCUUACUUCACCUUCGAAUGAUCGCAGUUUUCAGUGUAAGCAAUGUGGAAAAGCUUUCAAACGAUCUAGUACAUUGAGUACUCACCUCUUAAUUCACUCAGAUACUAGACCUUAUCCUUGUCAAUACUGUGGCAAGCGGUUCCAUCAGAAGUCCGAUAUGAAAAAACAUACAUAUAUUCAUACUGGUGAAAAACCUCACAAGUGCGUUGUAUGCAGUAAAGCGUUUUCACAGAGCAGCAACUUAAUUACGCACAUGCGAAAGCAUACAGGAUAUAAACCUUUUCAGUGUGGCUUAUGUGAAAAAGCUUUUCAAAGAAAAGUCGAUUUGAGAAGACAUCGAGAAGGACAACACCCUGCUGCUCCUGCGUUAGAUUAUCGUUCUCUUCAAAUUCCAAAUUUAUCAAAUCAACGCUCGUAUUCACCGGUUCAUAUUCGGACAUCUAAUUACCAUACAGUUUCUAGUUUGAGCGACAGCUGAAACAAGUAUUGAGAUCACAAACCUAAAAAAAUCGGUUGAACCAAUAGAAUAUUCAUGAUAAUUUGAGGAAAAAAUUAUAUACUUUUAAUUUAUUUUCUUAACAAAAACGUACUGUAAGUACUGUAAAUCCGUCCAUUCAUUGAAAAAGAUAAAAGCUUUAUAAAUAGUUUAAAAAAUACAAAGAGCUAUAUUAAAUAAAUAUACAAGUAAAAAAAUAUAUUUAUUAUUGUAUUGAAUAGAAAUAACUAUUCGGAUGAAAAAUAUUCAGAUAUGUUCUUAGUAUUUAAUCAUGUACAAGUGCCUGUCCGUGCCUUUUUCAGUGGUCACUACAUACCUGAAAUUAAUUUAUUUUGUAAUUAUGUAUUUUAUUCAUUGUACAUAAGUGACGUAUGUGAAAUUUUUAUUUCAUGAUUUAUAUAUGGGUCAUUCUAUAUCAAUUCAACGACAUUGCGACGGUGACCCUCUUCGAAUCUUUUGAUUUUUUGAUAUGUUUUCAUACAAGUAGAAAGAAGUCUUCAGAUAAAUUUUUAGCUGUUUAUUUCCGCUCAUUCCGGAGUUAUGAAUGAAAAACUCAUUUUUUGAUUAAAAAUGGCCGAAAAAGCUUUAAAAAUUUUUUUUUCAGGAAGAGCGUUGAAAAUAAAAAAAAAUGACCCCGCAUGACGUGAGAUUAUCAUAGCUAUAGUCAAAGUUAUAUCUUUUUUAAGCAAAAAUGAUAACUCCGGAAUGGGUUGAGAUUAAGAGAUAAAAAUUCAGUUGAUGACUUCUUUUUAUAUGUAUGAAAAUAUAUUAAAAAAUCAAAAAAAUCAAAGAGGGUCACCGUCGCAAUGUUGUUGAAUUGACAUGAAAUGACUCAUAUGUAUUAGGGUGGUCUGUUUGGAACAACUAUUUAUUUUUUUUCACUCCCACUCCAAAAUAUUGUUGUAGACAUUAAAAAAAAAUUCCCUGAAAGUUUCAGCUCUCAAUUUUAAUUUAAAGUACUUUACAUUUGAUUUUAAAGUUUUCCCAUCUAAGAUACAUAGGAAAGUUAGGAUUAUUUUUUAAUUCUCUUUAGCUCUAAAUACUCUUCGAAAGGCUACUCCGUAAUAUUGCCGAGAUUCCAAUUAUUUUCUCUGUAUUGGUUCUCAAAAUAAUUUUUUUAGUAAUACUGUGGGUUUUUAGCUGAUAUUGACUAAAUAACGGAAUUUACAGUGAAAAUGGAAUUAACGAUUCUUUAGGAAAUUUGAUUCUCUACAAAAAAGGUCCUCUUAUUCAAGUUUUUCAUUCAUGAGCUAUAGGGAUUUUAUUAAUUUUAUAAAUGAAAUAUUUGUAAAAAAUUUUUCCGAAGCUUAUCAAAUUUAAUCCUUUGUAUUUUAAUUAAUGGGUUAAAUUAAUAAAAAGAAAAUUAUUUACUUAUUUAAAAUUAUAACUAAAAGGCAUUUGGUCGAAUUAUUUAAAAAACAUUUUUAACGGAAUUUUUUUUUCAAUGUCUACAACAAUAUUUUGAAGUGGGAGUGAAAAAAAAAUAGUCGUUCCAAACGGCCCAUCCUAAUAUGUGUAUAUAUACAUAUAUUUAUUUAACGUGGGUAAUGGUAUUUUAACUUAAUUAUAGUAUAAUAGUGUAACAUUAGGUUAAAAAAAUAAAUUACAUCAUGUAUCUGAACCCAAUAUUAGAUAUAAAUUUGUGAUAUAUUAUAAUGUAUCGUUAAUUAAUUAGUUAUGUAAAUGUUAUAUUUUCUAAAUCAAAUUUAGGAAUUAAUAUGCAUUAUAAUGUAAGUUCAAGAUUAGAAAACUAUGUAAGCAUUAUUGUUCGGAAUUUUCGUUUUAACUGAAUCAUUAACCCACGUUAUAUAGUCAUAUAUGUCAUAGUCCAUCAAAGCCAAAGCCGCCUAUAAUGAUGGGAAAUUAAUUUGUAAAAAUACCAAUUUAUUAUCUCAGUUUAUCAAUUGGUGAAUAUCUAAAUUACUUUGGAGUGAUAUUCUAUGAUGGGUUUUUAUAUAUUAAAAUCGUAAUUAUAUUUAAUGUUUGCUUUAUGAUAAAUAAACAAACCAACGUAAAAGAACUAAAAUAAAAAGUUUAAAAGGUGAAAAAAUAAUUAAUUUUAUUGUUAUCUUAUGUGGGUCGAUCGAUCUUUUGAUCCGUUGGAAUGACUGACAAAAAGAUUUCAUAGCGGCUAGAGGACCAAAGAUAGUUUAAAUUUAAAAUCGCCAUAACGGCAAAUCGCAUAGUUUGAUAUUUAAUUGAAUACAUUUAAUUACAAAAUAUAUGAUUAUUCUUCCAUUUUUAUUUAUUGUAUUGAAAUUAUAUAGCAAAAAUUGAUAAAUACUUGCAACAAUGUUCAAAUUUUUAAACUGUCGUACGUCUAAGAUAUUGUUAGAAUUAUACUAUCAGCAUAAGUAAACCCUGGCGGAUCCGAAUUACGGUAAAUUUUGGUAAUAUCCGUAAUUUACGGUAUUCGGAAGAAGUACGGCAUUUUUAGGUAAAAUACCUUAUUCUAUGGUAAAAUACUGCAAUUUACGGCAAAAUACUGUAUUUUACGGCACAAGUGCGGUAUUUUGACCGUAAAUUUGUAGUAAGCUAACGGAAAUUCUCCGCAAUAUUGCGGCAAGUCUGCGGUAUUUUACCGUAAAGUGAAGUAUUGCACUCUAAAAAUUUAAAAAAUAAAAAAACUUACCGUGCUUACGGUGAGAAUGCCGCAAAUUAAGACCAGUUGCCAUAUUUUACCGUAAUUAACUGUAAAAUACCAUAACUUACCGGAUGUUACCAUAAAUUAGGCAAAAUGCGGUAAAUUACUGAAAUUCGGAUUCACCGGGGAAUCAUUCAAAUGAAUGAUAAAUCUACUACAAUAAUGUCACCAAUAAUUAGUGUUUCACAACAAAUGAUUAAAAUUCAAAUCGUUCUCAUAAAUUGUCAAGGGAGGUGAAUUGGAAGCAAAGUUUUUUUAUGUAUAGUUAUAGAGAUAAUAAUUUUUUUUUUUUUAAAUAUUUUUUGAAAAAAUUUCUUCGAUAAUAUAUUUUAAAAAAGCAUUUAUAUUUUGUAUAAAUAAAAGUUAUUGAAUAAAAUUGUUGGAAUACUUGGAUUAGAUGGAGAUUAACAAUUCUUUAUAAGAUAAAGUAUUUAAGACGAAAAAAAAAUUUGUUUCUUUUCAAGCAUAGUCAUCCUUUAAAAAUGAUAAAAAUUAUUUCCUAUAAAUCUUG